Molecule: messenger RNA, 600 nt
Organism: Paralichthys olivaceus (Japanese flounder)
Lineage: Eukaryota; Metazoa; Chordata; Actinopteri; Pleuronectiformes; Paralichthyidae
Product: transmembrane protein 14C-like
Biological process (GO): regulation of heme biosynthetic process
Cellular component (GO): mitochondrial membrane
Source: RefSeq, a predicted model, not a curated record
UGACUCCGGAAGUGUAAUUGUUCGGGAAGUUUGGAGAAAAGGAGUUCUAGAUCUGGUUUUGCUUCUGGUUGUGGUCAUGGCUCUGGACUGGAUCGGGUUCAGCUAUGCUGUUCUGGUGUCAGCGGGAGGAAUCAUUGGUUUUGUGAAAGCAGGCAGCGUCACCUCUCUGGCUGCAGGGCUCCUGUUUGGCCUUUUGGCCGCGGUCGGUGCUUAUCUGGCAUCUCAAAAUCCAAAGAAUGUCUGGCUGUCACUGGGCACCUCAGGAACUCUCACUGUGGUGAUGGGACUGAGAUUCAUCAACUCCUGGAAGUUCAUGCCGGCAGGUUUAAUGACUUUAUUAAGCGGACUGAUGCUGGUGAGGAUCAUAACUGCGAUGCUGAACAGGCCUCACGAAUCCUGAACAUACUUCAAUGUAUAUUUUCUGUGUACAAAACAUGCAUUCCCCUCUGGCAAUUGUUGGAGAAAAGAAAUGAGAAAGAUUAUCUUUGCUCCAUUGUACAUAAACCCUCAAAGCUAAUUGUGUUUAAACCUAUCUGUGUACUUUUAUAAGAAAAUAAACUCUAUAUCUGCACUUUUUCACUCCUUCAAAAUAAAACAUUC